UUUCUUAUCCUGCACCCCGGACCGCUCACUGGCUGAAUUCUCGCGAGAACGGUAUCUUAACGUUUUGACCUGUAGAGGUCCUCACUUUUCGUCAUGGCGCUGAAGGUGGCGAUAGCUGCUGGCGGUGCUGUAAAGGCAGUGUUCAGGCCAGCUCUCCUCUGCCGUCCUUGGGAGGUUCUAGGUGCCAAUGAGGCCCCCCGGAGGAGCAUUUCCUCACAACAAACAAUUCCUCCAUCUGCUAAGUAUGGUGGGCGGCAUACAGUCACCAUGAUCCCAGGGGAUGGCAUCGGCCCGGAGCUCAUGUUACAUGUUAAAUCCGUAUUCAGACAUGCGUGUGUGCCAGUGGACUUUGAAGAGGUGCAUGUGAGCUCUAACGCUGAUGAGGAGGAUAUCCGAAAUGCCAUCAUGGCCAUUCGCCGGAACCGUGUGGCCCUGAAGGGCAACAUCGAAACAAAUCAUAACCUGCCACCAUCUCACAAAUCCCGAAACAACAUCCUUCGCACCAGCCUAGAUCUCUAUGCCAAUGUCAUCCACUGUAAGAGCCUGCCAGGAGUGGUGACCCGGCACAAAGACAUAGACAUCCUCAUUGUGCGGGAAAACACAGAGGGAGAGUACAGCAGCCUGGAGCAUGAGAGUGUAGCAGGAGUGGUGGAGAGCCUGAAGAUUAUCACCAAGGCCAAGUCCCUGCGCAUUGCUGAAUACGCUUUCAAGCUGGCCCAGGAGAGUGGGCGUAAGAAAGUAACGGCUGUGCACAAGGCCAACAUCAUGAAACUGGGUGAUGGACUCUUCCUCCAGUGCUGCAGGGAGGUGGCAGCCCGCUACCCACAGAUCACCUUUGACAGCAUGAUUGUGGACAACACAACAAUGCAGCUAGUAUCCAGGCCUCAGCAGUUUGAUGUCAUGGUGAUGCCUAAUCUCUAUGGAAACAUCGUCAACAAUGUAUGUGCAGGGCUAGUUGGAGGCCCGGGCCUUGUGGCUGGAGCCAAUUAUGGCCAUGUGUAUGCAGUAUUUGAGACAGCUACAAGGAACACAGGCAAAAGUAUUGCCAAUAAGAACAUUGCUAACCCCACUGCCACACUGCUAGCAAGUUGCAUGAUGCUAGACCACCUCAAGCUCCACUCAUAUGCCACCUCCAUCCGCAAAGCUGUCUUAGCAUCCAUGGACAAUGAAAAUAUGCACACUCCAGACAUUGGAGGCCAAGGUACCACAUCUCAAGCCAUCCAGGACAUUAUUCGUCACAUCCGCAUCAUUAACGGCCGGGCUGUGGAAGCUUAACUAUCCUUACAUUUAUUUCAGCCUGUCCAUAGGACCCCCUUCUCACUCUAGCACUCCUCCUAGCUUGGUGGGUGGGCUCCAGAAUAAAGCCACUUCUGCCCUAGAA
Messenger RNA from Alexandromys fortis (reed vole), 1381 nucleotides. RefSeq names its product isocitrate dehydrogenase (NAD(+)) 3 non-catalytic subunit gamma (gene Idh3g). Bases 94 to 1275 code for a protein of 393 amino acids. Gene Ontology annotation, cellular component: mitochondrion. The transcript has 13 exons. NCBI's taxonomy places the organism in Eukaryota, Metazoa, Chordata, Mammalia, Rodentia, Cricetidae. The record is from RefSeq and is a predicted model, not a curated record. Gene Ontology annotation, molecular function: oxidoreductase activity, acting on the CH-OH group of donors, NAD or NADP as acceptor; magnesium ion binding; NAD binding. Gene Ontology annotation, biological process: isocitrate metabolic process; tricarboxylic acid cycle.